This is a messenger RNA of Arachis duranensis, 1968 nucleotides long. RefSeq names its product SNARE-interacting protein KEULE. Gene Ontology annotation, cellular component: secretory granule; plasma membrane. Lineage: Eukaryota; Viridiplantae; Streptophyta; Magnoliopsida; Fabales; Fabaceae. Gene Ontology annotation, molecular function: syntaxin binding. Gene Ontology annotation, biological process: vesicle-mediated transport; intracellular protein transport. The record is from RefSeq and is a predicted model, not a curated record.
CAACAAUCUUGUUUACUUUUCUGAAUCAAAUAUAUAAACCCUCUCUUUUAAGUUAACUUAAAUCCCUUUCUUCCUCGCUUCGUCUUCACGCGCUUCUUCCUUCAUCCAUUUCCAAGGUCGUCAGCAUAUAAUCAAUCAGACAAUCACACGGAGGAAGCUCUACAGUACAGAUCAUCAAGCAUGUCUAUGUCCGAUUCUGAUUCCUCUUCUUCUUCUUCUUACGCUGCCGACCACAAAAGUUUCAAGCAAAUUACCCGCGAACGAUUAUUACAUGAAAUGCUAAGGUCAGCAAAAACAGGUGAUUCGAAAUCGACUUGGAAGGUACUUAUAAUGGACAAACUUACUGUAAAGAUAAUGUCUCACUCAUGCAAGAUGGCCGAUAUCACCGAUGAAGGCGUCUCAUUGGUUGAAGACAUAUACAAGAGAAGGCAGCCCUUGCCCACAAUGGAUGCUAUAUAUUUCAUCCAGCCAACAAAAGAGAAUGUAAUUAUGUUUUUGUCAGACAUGUCUGGAAAGACACCCUUAUACAGGAAGGCAUUUGUUUUCUUCAGCUCAACCAUUCCUCGAGAAUUAGUUAUGGAGAUUAAGAAAGAUACAAGGGUGUUGCCCCGAUUAGGUGCACUGAAAGAGAUGAAUUUGGAGUAUUUUCCCAUAGACAGCCAGGGAUUCAUGACGAACAAUGAGAGAGCUCUGGAGGAGCUAUUUGGGGAUGAAGAGAAUAAUCGCAAAGGUGUUGCAUGUUUGAAUGUGAUGGCUCUGCGGCUUGCUACAGUGUUUGCUUCGUUAAGAGAAUUUCCUUUUGUUCGCUUCCGUGCUGCCAAGACACUAGAUCCAAUGACAAUGACUACUUUCCGUGAUCUUAUUCCCACAAAAGUUGCUGCUGGAGUGUGGGACUGCCUUAUGAAAUAUAAAAAAACUAUACCCAAUUUUCCUCAGACAGAGACUUGCGAGUUGCUCAUUCUUGACAGAUCUCUUGAUCAGAUUGCCCCUGUGAUACAUGAAUGGACAUAUGAUGCCAUGUGUCAUGAUUUGCUGAAUAUGGAAGGAAAUAAAUAUGUUCAUGAAGUUCCUGGCAAAGAUGGGGUACCACCUGAGAGAAAAGAGGUUCUUUUGGAGGAUCAUGAUCCUGUAUGGCUUGAGCUUCGCCAUGCACAUAUUGCAGAUGCAAGUGAAAGGUUACACGAGAAAAUGACCAACUUCAUUUCAAGAAACAAAGCAGCACAAAUCCAACAUGGAUCAAGAGAUAGUAAAGAAAUGUCAACAAGGGACUUGCAAAAGAUGGUCCAAGCACUACCACAAUACAGUGAACAAAUUGACAAACUCUCUCUCCAUGUAGAGAUUGCAGGAAAAAUUAAUAGCAUCAUUAGGGAGACAGGACUGCGGGAACUUGGGCAGCUGGAGCAAGAUAUUGUUUUCGGAGAUGCAGGAAUGAAAGAUGUCAUCAAAUUUUUUACUACUAAAGAAGACGCUACUCGUGAAAAUAAAUUGCGCAUGAUAAUGAUUCUUGCAGCUGUUUAUCCCGAGAAAUUCGAGGGAGAAAAGGGUAGAAAUUUGAUGAGGGUAGCACGGUUGACAGAUGACGAUAUAACCGCUGUGAAUAAUUUGAGAAUGCUUGGGGGACAGCCAGAUACCAAGAAAAGUUUGACUGCUGCUUUCGGUGGUCUUAAAUUUGAUAUCCAUAAGAAGAAGCGUGCUGCAAGGAAAGACCGUGCUGGUGAAGACGAGACAUGGCAACUAUCUCGCUUUUAUCCCAUAAUAGAGGAACUUAUUGAAAAACUUGCGAAGAAUGAUUUGUCAAAGGAAGAUUAUCCAUGUCUGAAUGAUCCAAGUCCAACAUUCCAUGGUUCACCAUUUGCUGGGGCUGCAAACCCAGUUCCUCCACCUCAGUCAAUGAGAUCAAGACGAACACCAACUUGGGCUCGACCACGUGGCUCCGAUGAUGGAUAUUCAAGUGAUUCGGUGCUAAGA